Molecule: messenger RNA, 909 nt
Organism: Zophobas morio
Lineage: Eukaryota; Metazoa; Arthropoda; Insecta; Coleoptera; Tenebrionidae
Product: dihydrofolate reductase-like
Exons: 7
Coding region: 97-696 (199 amino acids)
Biological process (GO): folic acid metabolic process; dihydrofolate metabolic process; glycine biosynthetic process
Cellular component (GO): mitochondrion
Molecular function (GO): dihydrofolate reductase activity; NADP binding
Source: RefSeq, a predicted model, not a curated record
UCAUAUAGAUUUCACUGAGGAUAAUUAUUUCUUACCCAUUUAGCUACUGUUGUCUUCUCAACUUCGGCUUCAUUGUUACUAAGCAAAACGUUAAAAAUGAGAACUUUUUCUAUUAUCGUAGCCUUAACGAGCGAAGGCGGUAUUGGAUAUAAUAACAGUAUACCAUGGAAGCUGAAGGGUGAUAUAAAAUUUUUUAAAGAGAAAACUUCUUCGACGCUGGACAAAACAAAGCGGAAUGCAGUAGUGAUGGGGAGGCAUACGUGGUUCUCCAUCCCUGAAAAGUUUCGACCCCUCCCCGGCCGAUUGAAUGUUAUUAUUAGCUCAACUCUCGAUUCCAACGAGUUGCCUUCUGAACACAGCGUGGUUUGCCGUGACUUUUCGUCCGCUUUAAAACUUCUAUCAACUGAUCCCUACUGCAUUCAAAUCGAAAAUGUUUUUGUUAUUGGGGGUUCUUUGCUUUAUAAGGAAGCGCUGGCGAUGCCACAGUGUACCGCUUUAUAUAUAACUAGAGUUUAUGGGAAGUUUCACUGUGACCGAUUUUUUCCCAGGAUUGACUUUUCACUUUUUAAACUGCCCCAAAGUUAUGAUAAUAGCAAAGAAAAUAGUAAUGCGCCAGCUGUACUGUUGAGAAGUUCAGAAGAUGGAGUCAACUAUGAAAUUUAUAAACUAAUUAGAGUUAAUAUUAAAAGAUAUUAAAAUUUUUAUGUUGCCUGGAAGACCACCCUAACGGAAAGUACGGCUAACUAGACCCGCAGCAAUACUUAUUAUUUUAAAAAAGCUUGUAGUGCCAACACCCCUGAGGUAAUCUGGUAACAACCACCGGAAAUCUUCUAGGCUUGCGCAAAAUCAAAAACAUAGAGCUUUUUAUAAGAUAAACAGACCUACAGGUAACUCUUGGCUAUAUUAUGU